Molecule: messenger RNA, 618 nt
Organism: Fusarium poae
Lineage: Eukaryota; Fungi; Ascomycota; Sordariomycetes; Hypocreales; Nectriaceae
Exons: 1
Coding region: 1-618 (205 amino acids)
Biological process (GO): DNA repair
Cellular component (GO): nucleus
Molecular function (GO): phosphoric diester hydrolase activity
Source: RefSeq, a predicted model, not a curated record
AUGGCUGGGUCUCGCCAAGAUCCUUUUGAAGUGGGGAGUGAUAUGGACGAGGACGAGGCGUUGCGUUAUGCCAUUGCCCUUUCGCUUCAGGAACAAGAGCUCCCAGACGAGCAAAGUUCGAAGAUCCCGUGCGCCUCGAGCUCAACAUCCCGCCGGAAUGGGGAUGGUUUGAGCGGGGCUGGCCUCGGUUUGCUUUCGUUCGAUCGCAAGAAGAUGGAAGAGGAAAGGCUGCAGAGGUUAGCCAAGCGGCGUCGCUCACUUACAGAAGAAGAUGUUGUAGAGGUCCCGCCGCCAAAGAGAAUGACGCCAAGUGUUGAACCCCCCCGGACCGUAGCAGGUUCUCUGCCGGCGAGCUUGUUGCCUUACCCCAAGGGCGCCAUCAAACGGACAUGGGCGUAUGGGUACCCUCGAACGUCAGAAGACAUCAAGAUCGAGGAGGUCCUUCAGAAGGACAAACUAGAGCUUGCUCUCCUAAGUUCGUAUCAAUGGGACGACGAAUGGCUCAUAUCCAAGCUUGACUUGAGAAAGACAAAGUUGCUCCUCCUGGCGUUUGCCGACAGCGAGGCCCAGGUGUGUAUCAAUCAUCGAACCCGACUCGUUCGGGAUAUCCCCUCGUAA